Molecule: messenger RNA, 1457 nt
Organism: Physcomitrium patens
Lineage: Eukaryota; Viridiplantae; Streptophyta; Bryopsida; Funariales; Funariaceae
Product: PHD finger protein ALFIN-LIKE 3
Biological process (GO): regulation of DNA-templated transcription
Cellular component (GO): nucleus
Molecular function (GO): transcription cis-regulatory region binding; transcription coregulator activity; histone binding
Source: RefSeq, a predicted model, not a curated record
CUUUGCCGUCGAUGCCACUUGGAAACCCCACUUGACUGUAUGCUUUCGCAUGAGGAGUUUCCGGCACACACACUUGGUAGCGCUGGGUCAGGGUUUUAGCUCGUCGUGAGGACUAGGGUUUGUGAAAACUUAGCGGGUGCGUCAAUUCGAAGAUGCGAAGCCCCGACGAUUGCGAGUCCUGGGAGAAAGGGGGAAGCUACUGGUCCUGUUCCAUCUCGUUGCGCCUGUUUCGUCGUCUGGAGGGGCGGGGGUGAAGUGUGUCAGUGACUGUGUUAGGUGGAAGGUCUAGAGUGGUCGUCUGUGUGCAGACGGUGAGAGUGGAGGAGGAGUAAAUGUCUGCGAGAGUGCAAGUGUGAGCGUGGGGUGCUUCUUUUCUUUGUGGAAACAUGGAAGGAGGUUCGAUGACACUCAAUCCGCGAUCGGUCGAUGAGGUGUUUAAGGACUUCAAAGGGCGGCGAUCGGGGAUGCUGAAAGCCCUCACGACCGAUGUCGAAGAGUUUUAUCUGCAGUGUGAUCCAGAAAAGGAGAACUUGUGUUUGUAUGGUUUCCCGGACGAAGCCUGGGAAGUAAAUUUACCAGCGGAGGAGGUUCCACCUGAACUUCCUGAACCUGCACUUGGUAUUAACUUCGCCAGAGAUGGCAUGCAGCGUAAAGACUGGCUUUCUUUGGUUGCUGUGCACAGUGAUGCCUGGCUGCUCGCUGUUGCUUUCUACUACGGAGCUCGGUUUGAUAAGAACGAGAGGAAGCGUCUUUUUAAUAUGGUAAACGAGCUCCCAACUGUAUUUGACGUAGUCACAGGGAAAAAGCCCGUGAAAGACAAGCCUGCUGUUAAUAACAACUCUGGCAACAAAGUCAAGUCUGCUACAAAGCAGCAGGUGACUCAAGCAAAGCCCGCAAAACCUACCCCACCACCUCCCAAGGAAGAAGAGGAUCCUCUUGACGACGAAGACGAGGAGGAGCAUGGUGACACUUUCUGUGGAAGUUGCGGAGGGCCUUAUACCGCUGAUGAGUUCUGGAUUGGAUGCGAUAUUUGCGAGAAAUGGUUUCAUGGCAAGUGUGUGAAAAUCACACCAGCUAGAGCAGAACACAUUAAGCAAUACAAAUGUCCUUCUUGCAGCAACAAAAGGGCCCGUACAUAGCAUAUCUGGCCGUAUUUUCUUUGUAUUGCCAGUCCACAGAAUGCACCAUUGGUCUUGUGUCUGACUGGUGUGCUUGAGAAGCCCUUGUGCAAGCAAUUAGGGGAUUAGCCACAGUGUUGAAGAGAUUUAGUUCAUUGCAUUUGAGAAGGCUGAGGAUCCAUUCUUCUGAUAGCCUAGCGUCAGUGGAGGUACAUACUUGUUCGUUGAUCAUUUAGUUUUUAGGAUACAGAUUACAGGUGCCGUGAGACUUGUUGAGUGAAUUUUUCUGCACAAUUUAAGAGUUCGGCCAUGCGCUACCAUUGCGCUUUUUAAAGUUAC